UAGAUAAUAAUAAUAAUAAUUAAUAGUGUUGCGAUAACGUCUGGAUCGCACGGGCUAAUAAAUGAAUUACACGAUACAUAGUAUUAUAGAUGAUCGUUAUUUUAGUUAUUUAUUUGGUGUUAAUUACAAUUAUUUUUUUUCUGAUCACUUGUCUCCUUUCCCGUACGUGCGUUGUAUACGUCGUACAGGUUAAAAUUAAUGUACGCCAACUGUUUCGUUGGCAAACUACCGAGCACCACGUCUGUCGUUGUACGCUUUACCCAGAACGUAGUGGGACUGCACCAUGUUAUAACGUUACGGAUACGUGUUCGCCGAGCCGAUAAUAUGAAGCUCUCCUACACGAUUCGACGGUUGGAUUUUGUAGUGGCGAAUACGUGAAAUCCUCUAUUCCUAGGACCUAGGUUUAUAUGUACCAUGUUGCAAGAUAACUAGGUACAUCAAGGUCUACAUCAAUAUAUUUUUUAUUGUGCAAUUAUGACAAAAAUCUUUUAAUCAAUACUCACAUUUGGACUGAUAUUUCAAGUACUAUAUUUUAACAAGAAAAAACUAUAUUUGUAUUAAAAUUCAAGUUGCUGGAAAAUCAUCAUUAAAACAUGAUUUUGAAUGUUAUGGCACAAAUACUAUUGAUAAUUAAAUUAAAAUCCACCAUUUGAUUAUUAUAUGCUACUAUGAAAAAAAAUCGCUUUAUAGCAUUAGUUUUGUUCAGUAUAUUUGUAUGGCUUGGUAUUAAUCAUUUUAUACCCAAUGAUAAUUUCAUAGCUAAACCCAAUAAUUAUCUUGAUGAAAAUUUGGAUGAUUUUGAGUUGCGUUUAAAAAUCGAAGUAGAAACACACAAUUUAAUACGUGAAAAUAUUAAACAGUUAAACUAUUCAAACCACGAAGAUAGUUAUCAAUUUAAAAAACACAAUUCGUCGAAUUCAUCAAGUGUUGCUAUUUUAAUAAUUGCUUGUAAUCGUCCAUCUAUAUCAAGAUGCAUAAACAAAUUACUAAAAUAUCGCAAAUCAAAAGAUGAUUUUCCUAUUAUUGUGUCUCAAGACUGUAUACAUGAAAGAACAUCACAAGUUAUAAAAAGUUUUGGUAGAGAAUUAAUUCAUAUACAUCAACCUGAUCAAAAAGAAAUUAAAGUGCCAUCUAAAGAGAAAAAAUUUAGUGGUUAUUUCAAAAUUUCAAGACACUAUAAAUGGGCACUUAAUCAAGUUUUCAACACAUAUAAUUAUGGAACUGCGAUAAUUGUCGAAGAUGACUUGGAUGUAGCUCCAGAUUUUUAUGAAUAUUUUAAAGCUACAUUACCAAUUCUUCAAAAAGAUGAAACUUUAUGGUGCGUUUCUGCUUGGAAUGACAAUGGAAAAUUUGCGUUGAUUGAUAGAAACGAUCCAAAGUUAUUAUACAGAUCAGAUUUUUUUCCUGGACUUGGAUGGAUGUUAACUCGUAAAAUAUGGAUAGAAUUAAUGCAUAAAUGGCCUCAUAGUUAUUGGGAUGAUUGGAUGAGACAUCCUGACCAAAGAAAAGGCAGAUCAUGUAUAAGACCUGAACUAUCCAGAACAAAAACAUUUGGAAAAAUAGGUGUUAGCAAUGGUCUUUUUUAUGAAAAACAUUUAAAAUAUAUAUACUUGAAUGAAUUACCAGUUGAUUUUACCAAAUUAAAUUUAACCUAUUUAUUAAAAGAUGAAUAUGAUAACAAUUUUGUAGAAAUAGUAUAUAGAUCACCACUUGUCAGUGUUAAUGAACUCAAAAAUAAGCAAAUUGGUCAUAGUGAUCCUGUGAGAAUCAUAUAUUAUACUAAGAAUAACUUGAAAUCAUUGAUGAAACUAUUUGGCCUGAUGGACGAUUUCAAAAGUGGUGUACCAAGAACUGCGUACAAAGGCAUAAUUAGUUUCACAUAUGAUAAUAGAAGAGUGUAUUUAACACCUAUUAAAGAAUGGCACAAUUAUGAUCCAAGUUGGCAAUGAUAUACUAUCAUUUUUAAUAAAUUUUUAUACAUAAUGUAAAUAAAAUGUAUUAAUUUAAAUUAUAAUUUAAACUAAAUAAUCUACAUUACUAGCAUACCAAUGUAAAGAAUGUUUCAUAAAUGACACAGUUUUUAAAUUUUCUAUUAUUCUAUUUAAUUUUUAAAAAAAAUAAUAUAUUAACUAUUAUAUUAUAUUUUGUUUCACUAUAAGCUGAAAACUUAAGUGUAUAACUAUAUUGGUUGUAUCAUCCCAUUUACUUUCUUGGCCUAUAGUUACUAUAGUAACUAGAAGUUUGUAAAAUUCUUAAUUAUUUUUUCAAUCUUGCCCAUUAAGUUUACUGAUAAUCUUUUGAAUUUCUCGCUUGAGAUCCAUUAAAGAUCUAGUUUGGUUUUUAUAAGCUUGCAAUUUAAUGAAGUCUCAAAGAAAAGUGUCACACGGGAUAAAAUUGCAAGUUCUUGGUGUUUCCUGGUGAUAGUUGCAGUAGGAAUGGAGUCUGCCGUGAAACUUUUCAGAAAGUAAGGCAAUUGUUGCGUUGGAUGUAUGAGUGGUGGCCAUCUAGGCCCCCCAAAUCAAAUUUUGAGCCCCUGUACUAAAUGUUUUUGCUGGCCCUAUAUGAAUCUUUCAAUAAUAAAAUACAACUCAUAAACAGGUAUCCCUUAAAGAUAAUUUCUAAAAAUAUAUGACUAACCCACAGCUUAAAAUAACCAAUAUAUCAUAUAUUAGUAGUUUUGAUAAAAUAUUAUCAUACAUUUUUAUAAAAUAAUUUUUAAUAUAAAAAAAGUAUACCUAUCAAUAUUUUGAAAAUUACAAAUUCAUUUCAGUGGGCAACUGUACUCCAGGUCUAACGCCCCCCCCCUCCCUUGUGGGACCCCUGGGUGGUGCUGUUCUGCUGAAACCAGAGUUCUUCACAUUUAAAUCUCAACUUUUUAAUGAAACAAUAUUAUAUGUAAUACUUAAUGCAUUUAUUUAAAAAUUAAAUGGUUUAAAUCAAAAUUAAAAACUGUGUUCUUUAUGAAUAAUCCUUUAUAUUUUGUUUACCAAAGAAUAUGUAGAGUAAUAAAUUCAUAAUGGAAGUUGAUUUAAUUUUUUUUUUUCAAAUUUUAUAGUUCAAAUUGGCUGUUAUAACUAAUAAGAUUUUAAUUAUCUAUUAAAUUAUUUUGUUAUCUUGUUUAUAAAUUAAUAAUUAGAAAAUUAUUGUUUUGUGUUUUAUUUGUUAAAAAAAAUAUAUGGGUAUAAUAAAUAAUAAUAAAUAUAUUUGAAUUGCUA
This is a messenger RNA of Metopolophium dirhodum (rose-grain aphid), 3215 nucleotides long. RefSeq names its product alpha-1,3-mannosyl-glycoprotein 2-beta-N-acetylglucosaminyltransferase-like. Gene Ontology annotation, cellular component: Golgi apparatus. Gene Ontology annotation, biological process: protein N-linked glycosylation. The record is from RefSeq and is a predicted model, not a curated record. Gene Ontology annotation, molecular function: alpha-1,3-mannosylglycoprotein 2-beta-N-acetylglucosaminyltransferase activity. NCBI's taxonomy places the organism in Eukaryota, Metazoa, Arthropoda, Insecta, Hemiptera, Aphididae. The coding region runs from base 669 to 1949 and encodes 426 amino acids. The transcript is spliced from 3 exons.